This is a messenger RNA of Colletotrichum chrysophilum, 1575 nucleotides long. RefSeq lists its product as uncharacterized. The transcript has 3 exons. Bases 1 to 1575 code for a protein of 524 amino acids. Lineage: Eukaryota; Fungi; Ascomycota; Sordariomycetes; Glomerellales; Glomerellaceae. The record is from RefSeq and is a predicted model, not a curated record.
AUGAUCCCUUCUCUCUUCAACAGCACCGCGCCGCCUAGCGCCUGCUCUGCCGCUCUCAUACCCUACCCCGAUCUAUUUGGUGCCGAGUUUCUUUCUCUUCAAACCAACUUUGUGGCCAACCAUUCUCAAAACGUCCCCCCUGGAUACUACUCCAACCACGGCUCCGUCAACGUCCAGAACGCCAACUUUUGCAACGUCACCGUCACCUAUACCCACCCAGGCCAGAAUGACACAAUCAACGUACAGGUCUGGCUGCCCUCAGACACCUGGAACGGCCGCCUCCAGCACAUCGGAGGCUCCGGCUGGCAGGCGGGUCUGCACCAGGCCGGGCUGAUGGCUAUGAUGGCGUCAGUCGGCGAGGGCUAUGCCACCGUUGGAACCGACGGCGGCUUGGGCUCUGAUGUUACCCCCGUCAACUGGGGCUUGCUCAGCGAAGGAAACGUCAACCUCUAUCUCUUGCAAGAUCUGGCGUCCACCACGCUCAACGACGCGGCCGUCAUCGCCAAGAGCGUCAUCGGCAGUUUCUACAAGACGCGGCCCAAGUACUCUUACUAUACGGGCUGUUCCCAGGGAGGCCGCCAGGGUUUCCAGCUUGCGCAGCGCUAUCCUGAUGCGUACGACGGCAUUGCUGCCAGCGCUCCGGCAAUUAAUUGGAACCAGUUUGUUAUGCAGGGUAUGUGGGGUAUGUUCGUCAUGGAUCAGCUCGGCGAGUAUCCUCCCGCAUGUGAGAUCAAUGCCAUCACGAGCGCGGCGUUGAAAGCGUGCGAUGGAGCCGACGGUAUUGAGGAUGGUGUGGUAUCCGACACCGACAACUGUGAUUUUGAUCCUGCGACUGUGGUUGGAAGUACAGUCAACUGCACUGAGCUUGGAUUGGAACGCAAGGUCUCAGCCGCCGCAGCUGAGAUAGUUCGCAGAGUUUGGGAUGGCGCGAGACGAGCCGAUAACACGACCAUUUGGUUCGGCCCCUCAAAGGAGGCAGUCCUGACCGGCUCCAUCACAGAUGUGGCCGUCGUCCCGACGACCUGCACGGCCAACGGCACCUGCACUCGUGGAUCAUUCGAAAUCGCAGACGACUGGCUUAAGCUCUUCCUCCUCAAGAAUUCGAGCGUUAGCACGGAAAACAUGACCCAGGCCGAGUUCGACGACCUUGCCCACCUCUCAGUCCAGCUCUACGAAUCCAUGAUGGGAACAAACAGCCCCGAUCUUUCGAGGUUCCGCGCCCGAGGUGGCAAGCUUGUUGGGUACCACGGAACGACCGACACCUUGAUCCCCGUUCGCGGAAGCACGCACUACUACGACUCAGUCCUGGCACAGGAUGCGCAUGCGGAUGACUUUUUCCGUCUCUUCCUGGCUCCUGGCGUGAAUCACUGCUUCGGCGGUAACGGAGCGUAUCCUGCUGGCACAUUCGAUGCUAUGCGCGAGUGGGUCGAGAACGGCGUGGCUCCUGACACGCUGAUGGCUUCGACUGUAGGCGUCACCCCGCCUUUCAAGAGGCCUCUGUGCCCGUACCCGAAGAAGCAGGUCUAUGAUGGUGUUGGUAACAGCACUUUGGGCGAAGGCUUCUCCUGCGUCUAA